CUUGAGCAUUUCUGAGUCGUAUCGAUGAAUCAACUGCUUCAUGGCACCUUUCAACUUCACCCACUCUGACGCUUCAACUUUCAUCCUAAUGGGCAUCCCUGGCCUGGAGGCUGCCCACAUCUGGAUUUCCAUCCCUUUCUUUACAUUCUACAUUAUCAGUCUGUUGGGAAAUUUCAUGGUUCUGUGUGUCGUAGGUAAGGAGCAGACUCUGCAGAAGCCGAUGUACCUGCUGCUCUGCAUACUGGCACUUACAGACAUUGCCACAUCUACCUUUGUUGUGCCAAAUGCACUGGGCAUAUUUUGGUUCAAUUUGAAAGGCAUUACUGUGGCUGGCUGCCUCACCCAGAUGUUUUUCCUCCACACGAUUUCUGUGAUGCACUCAUCCACCCUCGUGACAAUGGCCUUCGAUCGCUACGUUGCCGUAUGUAACCCUCUGAGAUAUGCCACCAUCCUCAGCAAUGCACAAAUAGCUAAGCUAGGGCUUGUAGGUUUCAUAAGAGCUGUUCUCUUCAUUCUGCCCCUGCCCCUGCUCCUGAGUCAGCAGACAUUCUGUGCCAACCGCAUUAUCCCGCACACGCAAUGCGAGCACAUAGCUCUGGAGAAGAUGGUGUGUGGUCACAUCAGAGUCAGCAGGAUAUAUGGUUCUGUGCUAAUGUUUGUAAUCAUUGGGUUUGACUUGACAUUCAUUGCCAUGUCGUAUGGUCUGAUCAUCAGGGCCGUCCUCAGAAUCUCCUCUCAUAAAGCCCACCAGAAAGCCCUCAACACUUGCACAACCCACAUCUGUGUGAUGCUGACAUAUUAUACCCCUACCUUCUUCUCCAUUCUUACACACCACUUUGGUCAAGGCAUUGCACCCUAUGUUCAUAUCAUCUUAGCUGACCUCUAUCUCCUCAUCCCUCCCAUGCUCAACCCUAUCAUUUAUGGGGUCAAAACGAAAGAGCUUCGUGACAAAGUAGUCAAAUACACCUGCAGAAGUUCUGCAGACACAAAGUUCACGCAAAGUUCUGCAGACACAAGAGACGAUAUCUCCUCAGGCCUGCAGUGUCCAUCAGGGAACUGUCAAAUUGUCAGAGAGCAUGUGAACCAGCACUAAGUAGGAUGCGGUUUGGGAGGAAGACCAGAAGUUCUGUGAGUGCCAUGGUUCCCCAGUUACCCCUGGCAUGGAGGAAGAGUAUGCUCACAAACAACCUGUAAAAAAGCCAGCCUUCCUUGACUAUGCAGUUCUUACGAGUUGUACCUCCUAGCAGAGGGAAAAUCCUUUCACCAGAAAAGGGUUAAGAAGCUAAGAUAACCUCGCUGGCACCUGACCCAAAAUGACCAAUGAGGGACAAGGUACUUUCAAAUCUGGAGGGGGGGAAAAUCUUUUGUCUGUCUGUGUGAUACCGUUGCUGGGAACAGAUCAAGGAUGCAAGCCCUUCAACUCCUGUACAGUUAGUAAGAAAUCUAGCUAGAAAAUGCGUUCGGAUUUCUUUGUUUUGGCUUGGAAAUUCACUGUGCUGGAGGACAUGUGUAUUCCUGUUUUUUGUAUCUUUUUGUAACUUAAGGUUUUGCCUAGAGGGAUUCUCUAUGUUUUGAAUCGGACUGCCUGUAAGAUUAUCUUCCAUUCUGAUCAAACAGAGCUGUCUGAAGCUUUAAGUUAUAAGCCUUAAGCAUAAGCUUUUAUUGAAGUAGGAUUUUUCCCACAAAAGUUUAUGGCCAAAUAAAUCUGUUAGUCCAUAAGGUUCCACCAGAGUCCUCAUUGUUAUUGAGACGCUGCUUAAACAUAUAACUAUAUUGUUGCUAGGAUAUAACACAAAGUCUGUACUUGCUUAUAACUGUAUUUUGGAUGUAAGCAACACCACGCACCCUUU
Molecule: messenger RNA, 1850 nt
Organism: Caretta caretta (loggerhead turtle)
Lineage: Eukaryota; Metazoa; Chordata; Testudines; Cheloniidae
Product: olfactory receptor 52P1-like
Biological process (GO): G protein-coupled receptor signaling pathway
Cellular component (GO): plasma membrane
Molecular function (GO): G protein-coupled receptor activity; olfactory receptor activity
Source: RefSeq, a predicted model, not a curated record